AUGAAUUCGACAUGGCCCCGCGGCGCCCCCGGCUUGCCCUCGGAGCCGCAGGUUGUUGCACUGCAGCAAGAAAACGCCUCCCUCCGACAGCAGGUCACUGCACAAAGCGCUCAAAUUGCAGCUCAGAAGACCCAAAUUGAUUCCCUCCAAGCGAAACUGCAAGCUCUUGAAGAGAAGCUGGAAUCAGCCAUCACAGUGAAAUCCUCUCUGCCCUCUACCAUUUGCUCCUCCUCCGACAUGGACGUUCAGACUCCCGAAGGAUGCACUGGCAAGCGCCGUCGACCCAACACUCCCCUUGAAUCUCUUCACCUUUCUGAAGAGGUUCAGGUAUCCAUCAAGACGGCCUUGGUGGAUCUUGAAAAGCGGUUGGAUAGCCGCUUCAACUCCGUCCACCAGCUUCUCACUGCACAGCACGAAGCUCUAAAUUCCCUGCGCACAGACUUCGCCGCCUACCCCCCCGCCACGUCCUUCCAAUCUCUACAGUCAACAGUUGAUAGCCUACAAACUGCCAUGCUUGGAAGCAUCCGAGCAAAGCCACCCCUCCAUGCCCGCACCACCACCUCCUCCGGCGCCGCCCGAACCUCGCAAACACCGGCCGAGUGGAACUGCCGUGGUUUUCGUCCCAAGCGUAACCACCUCCUUCUCCACCUACAACAACUAGACCCCUCGGACGCGCCUGAUAUCAUCGUACUACAGGAAACUCACGCCGACGUCUCCCUCUCGGGUUACGUCGCCUACAACCAAGUAACUCACCAUCCUCUGCCCCAUCCCGUGACGGCCGUCCUCACCCGGCGGACGCUCACUGUCAAUCGACACGAUCUACCCUUCCCUGCAGUCCAUCACGUCUUUCUCGAGAUACUACCUCAGCAACGUGAACAGCCCUCUCUGUUUAUUCUCAACGUGUACAACCCCCCUCGCUCCACUGAAGAUGCGUCUCUCCUAGCCUUGCUCCGUGCCGCUGCAGCGAAAGCAGCCAAAUCACCCCUUCUUAUUCUCGGCGACUUCAACGUCAAGCAUCCGGACUGGGGUUACUCGAAGGCAGAUGGCCCCGGAAGGAGGCUGUGGCAGCUCGCUCACGACCUCAACCUUUCCCUGCUCACCGACCCCACGCAACCAACGCGCAUCGGCAACAGUGUGUGCCGCGAUACCACCCCGGACCUCAGCUUCUGCCGCAGCGUGCGCGACGCGCGCUGGUCUAACACGCCAGUCCCUCGGCACAAGCCGCGCCCACACACGGCCCGCUAUACAGACUGGGACGCUUUCCGAGAACGGCGGUUGCACUCCGCCACUUCCAACAUCGAGGACCUCUCGACGUGGACCGACCAGCUGCUAGCGGACCUCGACGCAGUCACCGCCUCGAUCCCCACCACGGAGGACCAUCCGGCAACUGACGCCCGUCUUGCCCACCUGUGGGCCGCCCGCACCGGCCUUUGCAACCGUUGGCAGAAGCAACGUCACAACCGUCGCUUACGCCGCCGCAUCGCGCACCUCGAUCGUACGAUCGAGCAACACACCACCGCGCUCGCCCGCCAACAGUGGGAGCAGCUCUGCUCGGGUCUCUCUGGUCAGUUGAGCUGCAAACAGUCCUGGCAUCUCCUCCGCCACCUCCUCGACCCUGCUUCCGCCAAGUCGGUCGCUCGGCAGCAGUUACAACGAGUGGCCCGGGCUUACCCCGGCGACACUCCGUCGCUGAUGGCAGACCUGUCCGCCAAAUACCUUCAGCUUCUGCCUCCUGGCACACCUCCUCCCCCUCUCGCGUCCUACUCUGGGGCCCCCAACCCAGUACUGGACGCCGAUAUCACGGAAGCGGAGGUCUACGCGGCAUUACAGAAGCUCCGCACCACUUCCGCCCCCGGCCCAGAUCGCAUCCCCAACAAGCUCCUCCGAAACCUCGACGCCCCUUCGCCGGGCAAGAAACUCACAAUCGAGAAUCUCAGGCCCAUUUCACUCACCUCGUGCGUGGGCAAGCUUCUAGAACAUGUCGUUCUCGCUCGCUUGCAAACGUACACGGACGCACACCAUCUCCUUCCCCACACCAUGCUUGGUUUCCGCCCCCACCUAUCCACGCAAGAUGUCCUCUUACAACUCCACCAUGAUCUCCUCGACCCACCCACAUUUUCAGACACAAAGGCUCUCCUUAGCCUGGACCUUCACAAGGCGUUCGACCACGUCUCCCAUUCGGCUAUCCUUGCCGAACUCGCAGCCCUCAACCCCGGCACCCGCACCUACAACUACAUUCGCGCGUUCCUCACCGCCCGCACGGCCGAAAUCAUCAUAGGGGACCUCCCGUCUCCCACGUACGAGCUUGGCCCUCGUGGCACCCCUCAGGGCGCCGUCUUGUCGCCUUUCUAUUCAAUCUUGUCCUCCGCUCGCUUCCUGGAAGCUGGACCGUAUCCCCGGUCUUAA
Rhipicephalus sanguineus (brown dog tick) is the source of this 2406-nucleotide messenger RNA. RefSeq lists its product as uncharacterized. The transcript is spliced from 4 exons. NCBI's taxonomy places the organism in Eukaryota, Metazoa, Arthropoda, Arachnida, Ixodida, Ixodidae. The record is from RefSeq and is a predicted model, not a curated record. The coding region runs from base 1 to 2406 and encodes 801 amino acids. Gene Ontology annotation, molecular function: catalytic activity.